Molecule: messenger RNA, 1409 nt
Organism: Bolinopsis microptera
Lineage: Eukaryota; Metazoa; Ctenophora; Tentaculata; Lobata; Bolinopsidae
Product: dermonecrotic toxin LspiSicTox-betaIE1ii-like
Exons: 4
Coding region: 15-1157 (380 amino acids)
Biological process (GO): lipid metabolic process
Molecular function (GO): phosphoric diester hydrolase activity
Source: RefSeq, a predicted model, not a curated record
AGUACAUGUGAUUAAUGAUGAUGAAGAACAGAUUUGUAUUCAUUUUCUUGGGAUGUCUCCUUGUAGUCCAUGCCAAGGGCUACACAGAGACGAAGAUAACGUGUGCUGACAAACUAUGGGCUAUCUCCCACAUGGUCAAUAACGAAGAAAAUCUCGACUAUUCCUUGAAUGCUGGCGCUAAUGGCUUGGAAAUGGAUCUGACAUUUGACGUAACCGGUACCCCGGCAGAUUUCUACCAUGAUUGGCUUUGUGACUGCAAAUGCUCUAGCUCAGCUGAGGUCUGCAAGUUUGAUGUGUGUGAGAAUGCUCGUCCGUCCAAAGAAGUCCUGGGGUAUUUCAUGUCCCACAAAAAGAUGGGACAAGUUGCCAUGUUGUAUAUUGACAGCAAGGUGGACGAAGUCCCGGAUAGUUUAAUAGAACAAGCAGGAGUUAACAUGGUUACCAUGCUGGAGGAAGUUGUUCUAACUCAGGGUUAUAAAGGAAUUGUACUUAUUGGGGCAGCUAACGAGGAUUAUUUGAAGUCAGUGGCCGCAACGGCGAGCAAAUCACCUUUCAAAGACCAGCUCUUCAUCGGUUAUGACUGGCAUACAGACUUUAAAGACGGAUUGGAGUUUCUAGCCGACUUGAAGUACCCCAAUAAAAUAGCCUCGACGGGUAUUUUCAGAUGCCUGAAAUGGUUGAUUGGCUACGAAGAUGAAGCUGUACUGGGACGAGUCAAUAAAGCCCGAGGAGUGAUCAGCGACAUGAUCAUCUGGACAUUGGACAAAACUGGAGAAUACGAGAAAUACUACAGCUACGGAGCCAGAGGUCUCAUUUCCAACAACAUAAAACAACUAGUGGACUGGGCUAAAAGAAAGGGUCACGAGCUGUACACUACAGAGGAUACCAUCUGCGGAGCUACUGCUGGACGAGAGAAUUUAGUUACAGAUAUUGGGGACUGUGGUUGCGAGAAGCAGAGACAUGGCUGUAGGAUAGACGAGCUGGGAUCAGUAGCAGGAUCUGCUUGCAGGUGUUCUAAGCAGUGGUUCUUUGGGUUUGUAGGGUGUAAGGGAGAUGUGGUAGGGUGUGAGGACGUGGGGAGUGCAAAGUGUUUGGAGCCUGAUCGGAGUAAGUUGAGCUGUAGGCAGGGAGCUGGAAACUGUGAUGGAUAUUGGUAAACAGACUGGUUUAUUUCCCGUGUUAAAUUCAGUUAAUUUUAUUCUUUGCUUUCAAUUUUUUUAAUUUCGUAGUUAGUUUUACCUUGUAACAACUUUUUAACAACUUAAAAAUUAUUCUACUGAAAAAUUAUAUUGGUUUAUUUCCCGUGUAAAAUUCAGCUAAUUUUAUUCUUUAUUUUUGAAUUUUUGAAUUUCGUAGUUAUUUUUACCUUGUAACAAAUUAAAAAUUGUUCUACUGAAAAAUUAUAUUGA